Parastagonospora nodorum SN15 is the source of this 519-nucleotide messenger RNA. RefSeq lists its product as hypothetical. NCBI's taxonomy places the organism in Eukaryota, Fungi, Ascomycota, Dothideomycetes, Pleosporales, Phaeosphaeriaceae. The record is from RefSeq and is a predicted model, not a curated record. The transcript has a single exon. The coding region runs from base 1 to 519 and encodes 172 amino acids.
AUGUCCCACACCGCCUUCUUCUACGGCACCCUGAUGGCCCCGCCCGUCCUGCACCGCGUCAUCUGGGGCUCGCAAGACCCCCCAACACCCGCCCACGCCUCGCUCCUCCGCAUCCGCCCCGCCAUCCUGCACGCGCACCAGCGCCACAAAGUAAAACACGCCGACUAUCCCGCCAUACUGCCUACAUCCACACCCUCCAGCGUGCGCGGCACGCUAGUCGAGGGUCUGACAGACGGCGAUAUAUGGCGCCUGGAUGUCUUUGAGGGCAGCGAGUAUGCGCGGCGGAGCGUGAGUGUAAACGUGCUUGCAGACGAGGGAAAAGAAGAGGGUAACGUUGAGGACGAGCAAGUGCAGGCUGAGACGUAUAUCUGGAUAGCAGGCGCGGAUCGAUUGGAAGCUGAGGAGUGGGAUUUCAGCGAGUUUGUCAGGGAGAAGAUGAAGCGGUGGGUUGGCGACGAGGGGGCGCAGGCGGAUGAGGGGUUCCAGGGUAGGCGUGGCACUGACGGUCGGUAUACUUAA